This is a messenger RNA of Paramecium tetraurelia, 228 nucleotides long. RefSeq lists its product as uncharacterized. The record is from RefSeq and is a predicted model, not a curated record. The transcript has a single exon. NCBI's taxonomy places the organism in Eukaryota, Ciliophora, Oligohymenophorea, Peniculida, Parameciidae.
AUGAGGAGGAUAAAUAUAUUGGCUAGCAUACUUAAAUCUGGGGUAGUUACUGGAAUGAAGUCUUGGAAUGGGGGUUUAGAAAUUGCUAUUCGAAUUAAAAAUCUCAGGAAUGUUUAUGAGAAAAGGGGAAACGACAAUCCCUCACUAAAGAAUAUUCCAUCAUAAGGUAAAUUGAAGAAACUCCCAUAGCAGAAUAAGAGCUUAAUCAGGGCCACUAAAUCUAGAUGA